This is a messenger RNA of Tauraco erythrolophus (red-crested turaco), 1645 nucleotides long. NCBI's taxonomy places the organism in Eukaryota, Metazoa, Chordata, Aves, Musophagiformes, Musophagidae. The record is from RefSeq and is a predicted model, not a curated record.
CCAUAGUGCUGUGCCUGGAUGUAGGCUUUACAAUGAGCAAUUCUGCCUCUGGUGAGGAGUCUUCACUUGAGCAAGCCAAGAAGGUUAUGACAAAAUUUGUGCAGAGACAGGUUUUUGCUGAGAGUAAAGAUGAAGUUGCUGUAGUUUUGUUUGGUACAGAUAGUACUAGGAAUGACCUCGCCAGUGGGGAUCAAUACCAAAACAUUACUGUACAUAGGUCACUAAUGCUACCAGAUUUUGAUCUGCUGGAAGACAUUCAAGAUUUGAUUAAACCAGGCUCUGAACAAGCAGACUUUCUGGAUGCAAUUAUUGUGUGUAUGGACUUGCUUCAGAAGGAAACAAUAGGAAAGAAAUAUGAGAAGAGACACAUCGAACUGUUUACAGACCUUAGUAGUCCUGUCAGUGAGGAUCAGCUGGAAAUUAUCAUUGCUAACUUGAAGAAAACAGGAAUUUCACUUCAGUUUUUUCUGCCAUUUCCAGUGAAUGUUGAUGAUGGAGGUGGAGAUACAAGUGCCACUGUACGUUCUCAAAUGCAAAGAAACUAUUUUCCAAGAAAGGGUUUAACUGAGCAACAGAAGGAAGGCAUUGAUGUGGUGAGGAAACUAAUGCAUACUUUGGAUGAAGGAGGAGGGCUGGAAGAAAUUUAUACUUUCAGAGAGAGCCUGGAGCGUCUUUCGAUGUUUAAGAAAAUAGAAAGAAAAUCUAUGGCUUGGCCCUGCCAGCUCACUAUUGGUUCUAAUUUGUCUAUAAGGAUUGUGGCCUACAAAUCAAUCACAGAAGAGAAGGUGAAAAAAAUUUGGACAGUUGUGGAUGCGAAAACCCUCAGAAAAGAUGAUGUGCAAAAAGAAACUGUUUACUGUUUGAAUGAUGAUGAUGAGACAGAGGUUCAGAAAGAUGAUACUAUUCAAGGCUUUCGCUAUGGGAGUGAUAUAGUUCCUUUUUCCAAGGAAGAUGAGGAGCAAAUGAAAUACAAAACAGAAGCAAAAUGUUUUUCUGUUUUGGGGUUCAGCAGAUCUUCUCAGAUCCAGAGGCAUUACUACAUGGGCAACCAGGUUCUGAAGGUCUUUGCAGCAAAGGAUGAUGAGAAUGCAGCAGUUGCUUUUUCUGCCCUUGUUCAUGCAUUGGAUGAGUUGAAAGUGGUAGCUAUAGUGCGUUAUGCUUAUGAUAGAAGAUGCAACCCACAAAUUGGGGUAGCUUUUCCAUAUAUUAAGGAUGCAUAUGAGUGUCUCAUCUACGUGCAACUACCCUACGUGGAAGACUUAAGGCAGUACAUAUUCUCAUCCUUGAAAUCCAACAAAAAAUGCAUUCCUACAGCGGAUCAGUUAUCUGCUGUUGACUCUUUGAUUGAUUCUAUGAAUUUGAUUUAUGAAGAUGAUGAUGGAGAAACUUUUGAGGACCUGUUUAAGCCCAGCAAAAUCCCAAACCCUCAUUUUCAGAGGCUGUAUCAGUGUUUGCAGCAUAAGGCUUUUCACCCCAAUGAGCCAUUGCCGCCAAUUGAAAAGCACCUUUUAGAGAUGCUGGAGAUGCCCUGUGUGGUAAAAGAAAGGUGUCAAACUGCUCUUGAAAAAGUAAAAGCACUGUUCCCCUUAAAAGAAGUUGGCAAGAAAAAAGAAGACAAGACUGCUCAAGACAUCUUCAAUGACAA